Molecule: messenger RNA, 1266 nt
Organism: Amaranthus tricolor (Joseph's coat)
Lineage: Eukaryota; Viridiplantae; Streptophyta; Magnoliopsida; Caryophyllales; Amaranthaceae
Product: protein HUA2-LIKE 2-like
Exons: 2
Coding region: 6-1115 (369 amino acids)
Biological process (GO): regulation of transcription by RNA polymerase II
Cellular component (GO): nucleus
Molecular function (GO): double-stranded DNA binding; transcription coregulator activity
Source: RefSeq, a predicted model, not a curated record
AAUCCAUGGCAAACCCUUACACUUUAAGUAAAAAGACUAGGAGCAGUCAAGUACACCAAUCUGAUAAUAAAAAGGUGUCGGUUCAAAGUUCUAGAAGUUCAUUGAGGUUUCAUCCAACUGCUCUACAGAAUGGUGAAUCAAAAUGUAGUAAUAGUAAACAUUCUGAUGAUGGUGGUUUAAAUGGGUUUUUGGAUGGUCCACUUAUAAGAGCCCAGAGAAGUAAAAGAUCACCUGAUUUAUCUGCUCACAAUGUCAGGGAUUCACCUAUUUGUAAUUCCUAUGCAACUGUUGUUGACAAUGGAUCUGAAAUUGCCAUGAACAACUCUGGAGACCUCAGUAAUAAUGUAGGUAGUGCUGUUGAAUCUGACCACAAACAUGAACAAUCAGAUAUUAUCUCUGGAAAUUUUGAAGGCCUUGAGCUAUGUAGAAGGCUUAAUUUUCAAGAAAAGACAACUGUUAUGAGGAAGAAAAGGAAUCCUGUAAGAAAACGUGUUCUUAAAUAUACUUCGAGGACAUGUCAAAGAGUUAGUAAUGAGAGACUGGUCCAACUAGAUCCAUUGGUAUUGCCGGCUUUGUGUGAAAGUUUGAUUGAUUCUCGUCCCAAGGAUGAAGGUGAUGAACACUUGCCACUUUCAAAACGAGCCAGAGUUCGAAUGGAAAAAUUGCCGGCCGAAGAGCAUCAGCAGUUCGAUUUGCUGGCGAAGAAUGAAGAUAAAUCUUUUGAGUGUGUUUCAACUAGCUCAUUUACGUUGGCUAGCACUUCCUUGAACUGUGGUGAUAGUGAUCAGCCAAAGAGAUCGUCAACCAUGAGUAAACUAAUGGUGUCUGCACCUGUGAAUAAUCUUGGUGAGGUUCCUGAGGAUAAGCCUCAAGCAACAAAGACUGACAUUUGUGUUGUAAAUGAGCAACUUGCUUGUUUGCCGGUGGAUAAUGGUGUUCACAUUUCAGGGGAUAAGGCCCAGCCUCAGAAGACUAAGGCAAAUCUCCCUUUUGGUGGUGUAUUUGAUGAUGAAGCUGCUUUACCUCCAUUAAGCGCCUUCAUCGUGCCUUGGAAGCGAUGUCAGCAAAUGCCGCUGAAGAGACUAAAACAUCAGUGGCAGUAUCGUUGGCAAUAAGAAAAAAUAUGAUAACUAUCUCAAGGAGUAGGGGAAUACGAGAGCACCUGACAGUUGCCCCUCAGAUCAAGCUGUUUUGAUCAGUGUUACUGAUUCAAAGCCCUUGCAGUCUUUAGCUUCUGUACUAACUCAGUGGCCUUUGGGGGACUUG